AUGGAUGCAUCAACAGAAGAGGUCCUUGAGGCCCUGACCUGGCACCCGGACGGUGCUGCAACCAAAGUCCUGUUUAUCGAGGCGCCACCGGCCUCUGGCAAAAGCACAAAACUGGUUCCCAAGAUCUGGCAACAGUUAUCGAGUCGGUCUCCCAACAUCACUGGCAUUUACGCAGUGCAAACAUCCACAGAAGCAAAACUGCUGCAUACCUACUACCAAAAAAGUCAAGUCAUGAAGACUUCAAUCUCAGUCAAAAAGACAAGAGAUCGACAUGAUAUCCAUCUUUGGGACCAAAACCAUGUUCGUAAUGGUUCGGAUGAAAUGUUCUUGUGUGGGCAUGGGACCCUGAGUACAAUGCUUCAGCAACAGAAAUCCACACAGCCGCCCAUCCUCAACCCGUGCCUCGCCAUUUUCAUGGACCUUGAGCCAGUGUCCACAGCUCUGGGAGAGUGCCUUUUGGGCCAGGUGAUUCAGACGCUGCGUGACCUACGAUUCGCCAACCGGGCGACGCCAAUCAGCCUCGUCUUGUUGGGGUCGCAUAUUCGGCCAGGUCAGACGCCACCGGAAAAACCCCAGCCCUCCGUUGCUCUCUUCAUGACUCACGAUGACGCCCGAAUCGCAGUCAUUGACCCAGUUGUAAUGAUCCUGGCCGAGCCCUCCACAGUGUACUACAUUGACAAGACCUCGCGGAAAAGUGACGUGUACAAAAUGGCAAAUUCCCAAGAGCCAAAGCUCGUCUGUAUCGAUCCAAGUGGGAGGUACACUCUCCCCCCGAUCAAGAAUCUUGGGAUUGCACUCUCUUCUGGCUCUCGAGAAGCAUAUCCAUUUCACCACCCGACGAGUCAAUAUCCUUACGCCCGUGUGGGAUUGUCACGACUGGAGCUGGAGAGACAGGCCUCCAUACUGCAAGGCCAGGAAGAGUCAAACUUGCAGCUUGCACGAGACCGUGAGUGGCUCGAUAGUGUGGACCCAUGUCCUGCACAGGACGCUGCCUGGAUUCAAGAACUCAUUAUCCUGUCGUAUCGAUUUUGGUCAGACGGCGCGUCCAUGUUGAUGCCUCUACCGGUUUUGGAUGAAAUUCCACGGGGGUCUCUGCGAGAGGCGAGGCGGCGCCUUGUGGCUAUGAGAGCUGUGGAAGGAGAUAUUGCCACGGGCUUCCAUCCCACCGAAAUUGGUAUGGCAAUGGCCAACGAGCUGAUGCUGGUGGACAAGUGGUCUCCAGACACACUCUUGCGCAUCAUGAUUAGACUGGUAGUCAUUUGUUACUACAAACCUCGCAAGCUUUUUUCGUUGAGCAUCAAGGAAGCCUUGCAGUGGGACAAGGGCGAGAAUACCUCUGCCAUACUGUCCAAGGUCCAGGCCGACUGUGCGGGAGUUGGUGCACAGGAAUACUACAAUGGUUCCAUCUGGCUUGCCCUUGGGCUGUACGAAAACCUGGUGGUGCAGGACAAGAUAUCCUUAAAUCAGCACAAUCGUUACAUGCCAGUCGCAGAUGACUGCAUUGACCUGGACAUGAGAGUGGUUCACAGGAUUACCAAAAUGAUUGCGCAUCUGGAGACCCGACUUCUCCCAGAGCCGGUCGACAAGACGCUUCCAACUUCAUUCGCAACGCCCGCGGAUCGGCUCGAGGCUUACGAAAUCCUGGCAUGGUCCUAUCUACAUCAGACCGUCUUUAUGCCCAAACCAAUCAAUCAUCCUAACGUGAGGGCCUUUGAUAUAACCUCGAGGCAGCCUGCUGAUAUUACACGUCACUUUUUCAUUCCUGUAGACAGGGCAAAGCGAAACUACAUGCUGUUGGAGAACCCAUCAGUGCCUGGAUAUGCUGCAUUCUACUUGGUGUCAGUAACUCCACCAAAGACUCCAAAUGGUCUGGUUGCCCUCGUUACUAUGGAUCUUAAUUUAAUUCCACCAGCCGUCCUGGAUCGUAUUGAAAAUGAAACGGGAGAGAAGCUCGCGGCAUUGACGAGAACCUUGUAUACAAUCCCUCAAAAGGGUGUAGAUUAG
Messenger RNA from Pestalotiopsis fici W106-1, 2004 nucleotides. RefSeq lists its product as uncharacterized. Bases 1 to 2004 code for a protein of 667 amino acids. The record is from RefSeq and is a predicted model, not a curated record. Lineage: Eukaryota; Fungi; Ascomycota; Sordariomycetes; Amphisphaeriales; Sporocadaceae. The transcript is spliced from 3 exons.